Choloepus didactylus (southern two-toed sloth) is the source of this 2032-nucleotide messenger RNA. RefSeq names its product angiopoietin like 6 (gene ANGPTL6). The transcript has 8 exons. The coding region runs from base 389 to 1807 and encodes 472 amino acids. The record is from RefSeq and is a predicted model, not a curated record. NCBI's taxonomy places the organism in Eukaryota, Metazoa, Chordata, Mammalia, Pilosa, Megalonychidae.
GGCUUGGGGGGACCCCCCGCCCAGGCCCAGAGCUCAGCCUGGCAGCCUCUCUCAGAUCCAGAACGACCAUUUCCUCUCUCAGCCCGGGAGUCCACUCGGGUUACGAGUUCGGGACUGAGAAGUGGGGGUGCGGGGAGGAGACCGCUCUCCUAGUGUCUGCUUGCUCGUCGGUGGGACCUCCUGUACUGGUCGGGGACCCCGGGCCUGGGGUCCUGGGGGCUCCACCUCCGAGGCCCCUGUCGGACCCUCAACUCCUCAGACUUCCACUGCCUGCUGUGAGCCUCGGGGGACCCAAGGCCCGUGGAGGGGAGAGGGCAGGAAUUUGGGGGCUAUUUUGUUCCCGAUCGUAUACCCAGCGCCUAGAACGGAGGCCGCCAUACAGUCCGCCAUGUCGGCGCCCCGCCUGCGCGCGCUGCAGCUGCUGCUCCUGGUGGGCGCGUCGUGGGCGCGGGCGAGCGCCCCGCGCUGCACCUACACCUUCGUGCUGCCGCCACAGAAGUUCACGGGCGCCGUGUGCUGGAGCGGCCCUGCGCCUGCGCAGCCGGCGCCCGAGGCCCUGAACGCCAGCGAGGUGGCGGCGCUGCGCGUGCGCGUGGCCCGCCACGAGGAGGUGCUGCGCGAGCUGCAGCGGCUGGCGGCGGCCGACGGCGCCGUGGCCGGCGAGGUGCGCGCGCUGCGCAAGGAGAGCCGCGGCCUGAGCGCGCGCCUGGGCCAGCUGCGCGCGCAGCUGCAGCACGAGGCGGGCCCGGGGGCGGAGCCGGGGGCGGGCCUGGGGGCGGGCCCGGGGGCGGAGCCCGCCGCCGCCCUGGCGCUGCUGGGCGAGCGCGUGCUCAACGCGUCGGCGGAGGCGCGGCGCGCGGCAGCCCGUUUCCACCAGCUGGACGUCAAGUUCCGCGAGCUGGCGCAGCUGGUCACGCAGCAGAGCGGCCUCAUCGCCCGCCUGGAGCGCCUGUGCCCGGGGGGCGCGGACGGGCAGCAACAGGUCCUGCCACCUCCCCUGGUGCCUGUGGUUCCGGUCAGCCUAGUGGGUGGCACCCAUGACAGCAGCAGGAGAUUGGACCCAGCUCAAGAGCCCCAGAAACAGACCCGGAGAGAGCAGAGGCCAGUGGCCUCUCCAAUGCCUGUAGGACACUCUGCAGCCCCUACCAAGCCAGCAGGCCCGUGGCGGGACUGUGCCGAGGCCCACCAGGCAGGCCAUGGGCAGAGUGGAGUGUACGAGCUGCGGCUGGGUCGGAACGUGGUGUCAGUGUGGUGUGAACAGCAGGUGGACGGUGGAGGCUGGACCGUGAUCCAGCAGCGGCAAGAUGGCUCUGUCAACUUCUUCAUUACUUGGCAGCACUACAAGGUGGGCUUUGGGCGGCCUGAUGGGGAAUACUGGCUGGGCCUGGAGCCCGUGCAUCAGCUGACAAGCCGGGGGGACCACGAGCUGCUGGUGCUCCUGGAAGACUGGGGGGGCCGUGGGGCACGCGCCCACUAUGACAGCUUCUCCCUGGAGCCUGAGAGCGACUACUACCGUCUGCGACUCGGCCAGUACCAUGGAGACGCCGGAGACUCUCUCUCCUGGCACAAUGACAAGCCCUUCAGCACUGUGGACAGGGACCAUGACUCUUAUUCUGGUAACUGUGCACUGUACCAGCGGGGAGGCUGGUGGUACCACGCUUGUGCCCAUUCCAACCUCAACGGCGUGUGGCACCGUGGGGGUCACUACCGCAGCCGCUACCAGGAUGGCGUCUACUGGGCUGAGUUUCGUGGCGGGGCCUACUCUCUCAAAAAAGCCGCCAUGCUGAUCCGGCCCCUGAGGCUGUGACCCUGUGUCCAGAGCUGUCCUGGCCACACCUCCUCGGUGGCUCGCCGUAGCCGCGUCCUGGAGACCCUCCAAUCGUGGAUCUGCUCCCCGGGGCCCUGCAAAACGGGACCUGAGAAAUCCCCCCACCAAUCUCUCGGACCCAAGGCCGUUUUUAUAUCUCAAUUUGAGCUCAUGUUUUAUGACAACACAAAGUGGCCACAGACCGUGUCUGGUUUGCGUCUGUAC